CUGGGAGUAGAGACAGUAUGGCUGUAACUGGGGAGGACACAGAAACAGGCAACUCGGGUGACUCGACCAGCUCCAGCCUCCCCCAGGAGGGGGCGGGGGCCAGCGCUCGCAGCUCCCUGAAACCACCAGACACCUUGCUAAAGAGGGAGCUCCGCUUGAUGAAGAACAGGGAAGCCGCCCGGGAGUGCCGACGAAAGAAGAAGGAAUAUGUGAAAUGCCUCGAAAAUCACGUGGCCGUGCUGGAAAAUCAAAACAAGACUCUGAUUGAGGAGCUUAGAGCCUUAAAGGACAUCUACCGGCACAAAGCCGAGUGAUUCCUUUGACUGUGCGGACUCCUUCUGCGGUAUGACUUGAGGUCUUUGCUUAUGCAGACACACAUGCACACACUCGCACAAAACACUCCCUGUCCUUGCUGUAAAUAUGUGUUCACACGAUGAUGUCAACGUGUUUGGCUUUGAAUUAGCCGGUGCGUCACCACCAGCAACAACAAGAACCUUGUGUCAGGUCAGGGUUAUUAUCAGUGAGUGUUACGAGGAGCUUAUGUCCCUUUGAACAGGGAGGCUGCCGGAAAAUAUAGGAGGAAAAAGAAGGAAUACAUGGACGGAUUGGAGAGGCGCAUCGCCUUCCUGGAGACAGAGUAUGCGAUGCUGAAGGCCAACUUGCAGUGCGGGAUGACAACGAACAUCGGAACGUGCUGCAAAUGUCUGAAGCCAAGGCUUUCGCAGUUACCACCAUAACUGCACUAUUUGGCUCCAUUAAAAUCUUGUAUCAAUUGAUUGUCUUUCUGAGGGUCUGUUUUGCUCGGGAAAUGCUCCCAGAAGCCAAAAUGCUCAAAGGGGAAUCGGGUCAUCACAGAGCAAUGUUUUGGGUUUUAUGGUAUUCUACUUCAGAAACUCUGAUGCAAGCACACUACCAGCAAUCAACACCCACUGCAUUUAUCACCCAUCUUCCUUUGUAUUUAAUGUAAAGACCUACCACGAUCUGUUGUGGCAUUAUAUAUUUAUUUGGGCAGAUUUACCCUGUAUUUUCUAUUUUUAAAAAGUAUUUGUUAUUUGAAUAAGUGUAUAUUUGGUUAACUAAUACACACAUUUAUGGAAUUAUAUUAACUUACUGUAUACGUGGCUGAAUUUAGAAGUUAAUUGUUUCGGUUCUCUGUUGGUGCUUUGUUAUUCUCCUCUGCAACACCUUACCUGUUAUGUUAUGAUCACCCCUUCUGAUUGACAUUGUUUUUAAUGUAUUUGCUUUAAUAAAGUUUUUGCUCAGUCUCUCUGUG
Molecule: messenger RNA, 1273 nt
Organism: Anarrhichthys ocellatus (wolf-eel)
Lineage: Eukaryota; Metazoa; Chordata; Actinopteri; Perciformes; Anarhichadidae
Product: cyclic AMP-dependent transcription factor ATF-1-like
Exons: 3
Coding region: 18-314 (98 amino acids)
Biological process (GO): regulation of transcription by RNA polymerase II
Cellular component (GO): ATF4-CREB1 transcription factor complex; nucleus
Molecular function (GO): RNA polymerase II cis-regulatory region sequence-specific DNA binding; DNA-binding transcription factor activity, RNA polymerase II-specific
Source: RefSeq, a predicted model, not a curated record